AGACGAUCCAGUCCGGCCCAAGUCCGACAGUCGAGCCAAUUGCGACGAAUAUAAAAGAUACAAGGCCCGACGAAGCCCUGACAGCAACAGUGACUCUUCAAACGAAAGCAGCGGGUACAGAAGUGGAUCAAGCGCUUACGACUUCAGAUCUGAUAGGUCGUCUAAAAGCGACUAUUAUUGUACGUCCUUGUACAAGAACGAUCAUUACAGAGACGUCAACAAGGAAUUGUACAAGCCAGUAAAAAUACCUAAAGAAAAACGCUACAAGGUGCAAUUAUUUGAGGUCAACGACGAGGAAAUAAAAAGUGCUCGCCUAAAAGGCUACCUCAACGACACAGAGAAAGCUAAACUUAAAGCCGGGCCGACGCAAAAGAAAGCCGGAAUACGAAACUACACGCCUAAGAUUCUGUCUGAAAACGAGCAAAGAUCGAAGAUAGAGGGCUGGAUUUAGUAAGCGGAGUAUAGUAUAAGUUGUAUAUAGUUAGUUAGUAGAUGAAUUUGGAAGGUGAGGAUGGAGGCGGCCGGAGCGCUCGCGAGCUUAGCGCCCUCGCCUAUCACCGUGCUGGGCCUGAUACCACUCCUGGCACUUGGGAUCACGUACUUCAGAUACCAGCAAUACGAUCCGGAGUCAUACAUCACGGACAUCAAUGCUAUAAUGCCGAUUUACGACUUUGUGAUAGUGGGCGGCGGAUCGGCAGGCGCGGUUGUUGCCUCGCGACUGUCAGAAAUCGGCAACUGGACCGUGCUGCUGCUCGAGGCAGGACAGGAUGAGAGCGAGAUCUCCGACAUCCCUGCGCUGGCCGGUUACACACAACUCUCCGACAUGGAUUGGAAGUUCCAAACAACGCCUUCCAACAACCGCUCCUACUGCCUCGCUAUGAACGGCGACCGAUGUAACUGGCCGCGCGGCAAGGUUCUCGGCGGUUGUAGCGUCCUCAAUGCUAUGGUUUAUGUUAGAGGAAAUCGAAACGACUACGAUUUGUGGGAAGCGCUAGGUAAUCCCGGAUGGUCGUACGAUCAAGUUCUACCGUAUUUCUUAAAGUCCGAAGAUAAUCGAAACCCAUAUCUUGCCGAUACUCCAUACCAUUCGACCGGAGGAUACUUAACAGUACAGGAAGCUCCGUGGCGUACACCUCUGUCAAUAACUUUUCUCAAAGGCGGUAUGGAACUGGGUUACGAAUUUCGUGAUAUAAACGGUGCGAAACAAACCGGUUUUAUGUUGACCCAAGCGACCAUGCGCCGUGGCAGCCGAUGUAGCACGGCUAAAGCGUUUCUCCGACCGGUCCGUCAGCGAAGUAACCUGCACAUCGCUCUAGGAGCGCAAGUAACAAGGAUUUUAAUCAAUCCCGCUAAGAAACAAGCUUACGGCGUGGAAUUUGUUCGAAACGGUGAACGACAGAAGGUACGCAUAAAGAGAGAGGUUAUAAUGUCCGCUGGCGCUCUGGCUACACCAAAGCUGCUGAUGCUGAGCGGCAUCGGGCCCGCAGAUCAUUUGAGAGAGCACGGAAUACCACUCAUCGCAAAUCUAAAAGUCGGUCAUAAUUUGCAAGAUCAUGUCGGACUGGGCGGUUUAACGUUCGUCGUCAAUAAACCGGUGACUUUCAAAAAGGACCGUUUUCAAACGUUCGCGGUUGCAAUGAACUACAUAUUAUAUGAAAAAGGUCCAAUGACUACACAAGGCGUGGAGGGGCUGGCCUUUGUAAAUACUAAGUACGCCCCACCGUCGGGCAAUUGGCCGGAUAUACAGUUUCAUUUCGCUCCAAGUUCAGUGAACUCUGAUGGCGGUGAACAGAUCAGAAAGAUUUUGAAUUUACGUGAUAGGGUUUAUAACACUGUAUACAAACCUAUAGAAAACGCGGAGACUUGGACCAUACUACCUCUCCUAUUGCGGCCAAAAAGCUCGGGUUGGGUGAAGCUUAAGAGCAAAAAUCCAUUCCAUCCACCGUCGAUAGAGCCCAAUUAUUUUGCUUACAAGGAAGAUAUUCAAGUUCUAACAGAGGGUAUAAAGAUAGCUUUUGCGCUAUCUAAUACGACGGCAUUCCAGAAAUAUGGGUCUCGACCUCAUAACAUUCCAAUGCCAGGUUGUGCGCACCUUACUCUUUUUAGUGAUGAAUACUGGGAAUGUAGUUUAAAACAUUUUACGUUUACAAUUUACCAUCCGACUGGAACAUGUAAAAUGGGACCAAAACACGAUCGUGAUGCGGUAGUUGAUCCCAGAUUGAGAGUCCAUGGCGUUGCCAAUUUACGUGUGGUUGACGCGAGCAUCAUGCCAACUAUUAUUAGUGGUAAUCCUAAUGCUCCCGUAAUUAUGAUAGGCGAAAAGGCGUCAGAUAUGAUCAAAGAAGACUGGCUUGUGUUGUGACAAAAUUGACGCGUUUGUAAAAUUAGUCAAAGUAAAAAACUAUUUUUCUCAAAAUACUUGUAAGUUGUUGACUGUAAACAAAUUUAUUUAAGUAUGUAAAUGUAAAUAUUUAAAUAACUUCUAGUGUGUAAGUUCGAUUCUAAAUGUAUAGUCAUUUGGAGUUAACAUGACUACAUCAAUAGACAUUCGCUAGUGAUGAAUACUUUAAUUAUAAUUAUACGGUUACUCGUUAAUUUUAAAUUUGUACAAAAUAUAUAAGAAUAUAUUUGUGUUAU
This is a messenger RNA of Papilio xuthus (Asian swallowtail), 2637 nucleotides long. Its product is annotated as glucose dehydrogenase [FAD, quinone]. Lineage: Eukaryota; Metazoa; Arthropoda; Insecta; Lepidoptera; Papilionidae. The transcript has 3 exons. The record is from RefSeq and is a predicted model, not a curated record. Gene Ontology annotation, molecular function: oxidoreductase activity, acting on CH-OH group of donors; flavin adenine dinucleotide binding. Bases 512 to 2362 code for a protein of 616 amino acids.